This is a messenger RNA of Synchiropus splendidus (mandarinfish), 5541 nucleotides long. It is a transcript of the gene creld1b, whose product is annotated as protein disulfide isomerase Creld1. Gene Ontology annotation, molecular function: calcium ion binding. Lineage: Eukaryota; Metazoa; Chordata; Actinopteri; Syngnathiformes; Callionymidae. The transcript has 11 exons. Bases 214 to 1428 code for a protein of 404 amino acids. The record is from RefSeq and is a predicted model, not a curated record.
CCGAUUGAGAGAAACAACCGGGGAGCUCUCCAUUCACCCGUGUUCUUCCAGCGCCUCUGUAUUGUACCUUUUUGUUUGUCAGCCUUCCCUCGUAUCCGCGGUGACUUGCUGAACCAGAAUGGCGCAGUGUUAGGCUGAAACCCGAAAUAUGAAACUCUGGUCUGCAGCUUGUGAGUCAGGACGGGACAACAGAGGAGCUUUGCAACGAGCAUCAUGUGGUGGGCUUCCCCCUUCCUGCCUGCCAUGGUGUUCCUCAGUGCUGUGGGGAACGUUCACACAGCUCCAUGCCAGACCUGCAAGAAACUCACUGAGAGUUUUCUCAAGGGGUUAGAGAGAACCUCCAACAAGAACUUUGGUGGAGGAAACACAGCCUGGGAGGAAGAGAAGCUCGCCAAGUAUGCCAGAAGUGAAACCCGUCUCCUUGAGAUCGUGGAGUCAGCGUGUGAGAAAGCAGAUUUUGAAUGCAACCGCUUGCUGGAGCAGAUAGAGGAUCAGGUGGAGACGUGGUGGUUCCACAGGCAGCAGGAGGCACCUGACCUGUUUGAAUGGCUCUGCAUUGAGGAGCUGAGACUGUGUUGCCCACCUGGGCGCUUCGGACCUGAAUGCAAAGAAUGCCCAUCUGGUUCCGGUGGAGUCUGUGGUGGUCUCGGCCGUUGCGAAGGCGAGGGGACCCGCCUCGGCGAUGGCGAGUGUGUCUGUGACCCGGGGUACUCGGGUGAUCUGUGCCAGAGCUGUGCUGACGGCUACUUCAGAGAGAGGAGCGUGAAUAACUCCGCCGGGGUUUGUUCAGCCUGCUACCACUCGUGUAAAAAGUGCUCCGGACCGGAGGACUAUAAAUGUCUUGACUGCAAACCCGGGUGGCUCCUUCAUGACAACAAGUGUGUCGAUGUGGAUGAGUGUGGUACUGAACUGGCUCGCUGUCUUUCCAACACCUACUGUCACAACACCGACGGGUCCUAUGAAUGCCGAGGCUGUGACCAGGCCUGUGUGGGCUGUAUGGGGAGUGGUCCCGCCCGCUGUAAGAAGUGUGCACGGGGCUAUAAACUAAAAGGAGCCAAGUGUCUUGAUAUCGAUGAAUGUAGUGAAGGUGCGAUAGCCUGCCCCGGACUCAAUGAAGCCUGCAUCAAUGAGGUGGGCUCCUUUCACUGCGACUGUGCCGACGGCUUCAUCCGCAGAGACAGCAUUUGUGUGGAGAACAAACCUCCAGCUGGUCCGGAGAAGGGCCUGUUUGACGACAUGACGGACGAUGAGGUCCUGGUACUGCAGCAGAUGUUCUUCGGCGUCGUCAUCUGCGCCCUUGCCACUCUGGCGGCUAAAGGGGACAUGGUUUUUACCGCCAUUUUUAUUGGCGGCGUAGCAGCCAUGGCGGGCUACUGGCUGACGGAGAAAGGGGACGACAUGUUGGAUGGAAUCUUGAAGGGACAAUAAUGGAGGCUGAGUCUAUCAGGGAUUUGACUUGAAGGGCUCCGGUCAUUUUUAGCACUGACUUCCUGCUGGUGACUUGAGAGGACGGCUGAUUGUUGAAGUCUAUUAUGCAUUUGGAUGUGUUAAUGCUAAAGCUCACAAUCAAAGACUUUGCCUUCUUCACGCCCAUUAUUUAUGCUUUUUAAUGGCCAGGUGUAAAGUUUUCCAUCUUUCAUGAAGGGAUGCAUGCAAGACUUGGGUUAGCAUUAUGGACUCUAUUAUUUUCCUUAGCAUGGGAAACCAAAACUCCACCCACAUCACCACUAUUUAUUAUUUUGUGUGUCAUCUAGUCAUGGAAAUGCAAGCCAUUUUAUUGUCCAGAAGUUGAAGAUGAGGGAUAUGGAUUGUUUUGAUCGUAAUAAAAAUGUCACUUUUUAAUUGGAGAUUUUGCAAUGUUAAUUUUUAUUGUGGAUGAUUAUCCAAUAAAACAAAAAAGAUUCCUCCAAAACAUGUUAACUCCAGUUGCUCCUCUCAAUUCUACAUGAGAGCAAUAUUAAAACGACGUUGGUGAAAUCUUCAGAUGCUUAUUUUAGUGUCCCGCUCCAGUUGAUGGGGUUCAGAUGCAGCAGCUGUCUCUCCCUCAGGACCUCCUGUGAGCGUGUGAGAGCUCUGUCCCUCCAGCUCUGCUCCAUUAGCUAAACAAACCACAGAGAUAAGAGAUAAACCUCAACACUUUCAAGUGGCUGUUCUGGUAACCUGAUAACCCCCCCAUUAUGAGGCUAAAAAAAGGGUUUUACUUUCUUGUUUUCAUCCCUGUAGAUGAACAUUGCUCCUCUGCGUUGGACCUUCUGUUGUCUGUCGCUGGACAGGUCAAGGCGGUCGACCUCUCGGAGGUGCUCUGCUUCUUUGACCCUGCUUGUCAGCUGCAGCUUGAUGGCUGCGCACUUCUCCUCCAUCUGCUUCUUUAAAUGCUCACGCAGCUCUUUCCUGCAGACAGAAGGCAACUCUUUGUUCACGCUGGAAGCAAACCCUGGUGUCUCAUCUGUACCUGUACUCUUCUCUCUCACCGCUGCUCCCAUAAAAGGGUUUCCUCCACACUUGAUGAUACCUGAAACAGAACUGGUUUAAGCUCGAGGAAUUCAGGACACUGCGGUUGUCGAUCCACCUGUUAUACUCUCUCUUCUGCAUGAUGAGGGUUCUCUGGUGGUUGUGGUGGUGAAUAGCUGGAGUCUCCAGACUGACGGUGCGUUUGUGGACUAAAGGUGGAUGUAAGGGGUCCAGUCUGGGGAUGCUCUGAGAAGGAUUGUGUUCAGUCAAGUAGUAAGACUGAUGUUUGCUGUCAUCAUACCCGUGUACUGCUCCACAAACGGUCAGAGGGGGAAAUCAGUGGAAGCCUAAGGGGGUUAACACAAGGGCAUCGUGGUUCUGAUGGUGCACACACGGGUGUGGCAGCUGCAGUGAUGGCUGCUGUGAUGUAAAAAACCAAAAUAAACAAAAGCAACUCAGCGUAGAUGCACUUGAAUACCAAGCUGCUUACUCACGGAGUAUCAUUUUGCCAGGUCCUUAUCUCUGAGUCAGGAUCUCUCCAGUCAAUCUGUUGCCAGUACAUAGAAUUCUAGUGAAUUAUUACUUACCUUUUCAUCGAUAAAUGAGUCGGUUCGUCCCUCAAGGCUCGGAAUUUGCACAAUGUGUGUUUAGUAACAGUUGCCGUGGGAGUCAGGUCACCAAAAGAAAGCUGCAGUGUGGAGAGUUAAGCCAUGCAUCAGUGCACUCAAAAAGGGAGACCGCUCAGCUGUGACCAUGGAAGGACCAGAGUGUAUGAGCAGCCAGAUGCACGUCACUGAAGCACGUUCAUUAUUUAAAUAAUCCGCAAGAAUUGGUUGUUCUUCUUUUUUUUGCUCCAGAACAGGCAGUUGACUUGACUUGACUUAGGCUGAGGAGAUUUUCCGGCUUCUACAUGGGUGUGACCAACAAACUCAACUCACUCAUUUUUUUUUUUUUAAUCUCAAUGACGGAUGUGAAAUUCUUCAAUAGUUACUGGCCUGAAUUACUGUAAGAACAGAGUCAGUGAGCGCGCAAACGCUUCCUGGUGUGUUUGUAAGCACAAUGACUCCCAAACUUUUCAUUGAAACUUUCAGGCAGAAACCUUUCGAAAACACAAAAUAACACUUUAAUAGACCAACUUCCAUGUGACGUAUGCUGGCAAAAUGUGGAUUUACAUUAGUUUUGAAUGUGUUUUCAUUCACUUUAAAAUGCUGACUCUCUUCUUCAUGUCUUUCAUGUGUCUCGAUAGGAGCUAUGUGACACUACUGCCACCUGCUGUCCAUUUGAGCUCGGUACAUGUAGUACAGAUUAUGUAAAAAAAAAGCAUCAAUAUUAGGUAGAAAAAAAAUGUAUGGAAAUGGGAGGUGUGGCAUCGAUAUGUGCGGCCCACUGCUUUUCUUUUCCUUUGGAGUGUUAGCCUACUUUGUGAUAAUACUGAAAUAACAUUAUUGAGUUGAUAUGUAAAAUAUUUUAAUUACAUAAACAGUAAAACAACCAUACAUGACAGUGUUAUGGUUCCAAUGCGUCCACAGUAUUUUAAAACAGUAUAUUAAAUUCCAUCAUAAUGCAAUGUUGAUAAACGACUGUGGCAUUGGUUUCUUCGGCAACAGCGUCAGAUUCCAAGUGUCUCAUGGUUCUCCCAAAGCCAGGCGUGAUAUUUGUUCAGCUUGUGAUCCUCUGGUGUCACCUUGAACAGAUUAAAUGCAUUAAAUCUACAGUCACGUGACGAUGAAAUCAUAACUGACUCACCUCUCGCCAUUCUUCCACACAGAAGAUUCGGUAUGAGUCAUUACCAUACUUCCCGAUCCCGUGCAGCUCGACUGGGUAACGCCACUGUUUAGUCAGGUAUUCAUCUGUGCAGAGGAAAACAAGGCACAGAUUUGAAAUAACCUAGAGGAACAUGAUUCUGUGGUACUCACCAGAGAACUUGAUGAUGGUUUUGGCUCUGAGCUCAUAAAGGCCAAGAGGCUUCAUGAGUUCAGACAUGGGCUUCCAGUCCGCCUGUCGGGCCGCCUCUGCAGACGGGUACCUGUGAAAAAACUGCCAAAGAACCGGGAUGGCCAUCUUUCCUGUAGAAAUAUUGGAAACAUUUAAAACUCCUGUGCUGUUUUAAAGUGCCAGUCACCACUCACCACUGGUCUUGUUCAGAAAUAUAGUCGCCACCAGAAGCUUCCAUGGGUCAUGGAACAGGGUUUCCUGAACCAGGUUGAAAGGUGAGCGCGGUGGGGUCCACUUCUUAAAGACCUUCCUUCUCGGCGGGCUAAGAGCUAAGACACGACCCGAAUAUAGAUCAUAUUUAAGUUCGACUACAUACCUUUGAUAUUUACCUACCAUCUUGGUGAGCCUUUCUGCAGAAAUAUGGACUUGUUUUUCGCUUGUCAUUGAAGCCUUUGGACUCUGUAAACAAAUGAAAAACAUCCAUUUUAUUUAUAAUCCAUUAUCUAUUUGUUAAUCAUUGAAUAUUUCUUUGUAAUAAAUAGAGGCCUGCUGUCUGUUUAAUGCAACCUAUUUAUCACUACAGUGAUAAAAUAUAAGCAGAGGAAAUAAAAGUGUUUCUUUCACAAGCUGUCAAGACAGUGAAAAUCACACUUACUAUUCUGGCUGCUCCUCUCCAGUGUACCGCUUCCCCCAGUGAUGUCAGGUAAUGCUGCCUCCUCUUCCAGAUCGUGACGGCUGUCAGCCCCAACCGCCGGAUCAGAAUUGUUGUUACCUGGAGUGUGAAUCUGGAUCUCACCUUCUUCGCACUCACUCUCCAAAGCCACGACAUCACAUGGCUGUGUUUCUUUACCCAAGCUCUCCGGUUGGGCUACAGAAUCAGCAAGUCUCAGAAGUUUCUCUUUCAGCAGCCCCACUCUCUGAGGGCUCCUUUGCGUUUUGCGAUUGUCCUCUGUUGUCAUGAGCAGGUUUUGAGCACCACGUGUUUGAAGGUCAUGGCUCAUGUCCAACACAGUUGAAGACUUCAUGUCACCAGGACAGUCACUGUCAUUCGAGCAUGUGAUGUCAGCUGGAUGUAGGGCGCCUGCACAAUGUUCCUUGACUAGUCGUUGAUUCUUCCGCCUCUGUUUCUUUUGGGAUGACGGUAACUCCACUGAU